Eublepharis macularius is the source of this 1560-nucleotide messenger RNA. RefSeq names its product solute carrier family 18 member A1 (gene SLC18A1). Gene Ontology annotation, molecular function: xenobiotic transmembrane transporter activity; serotonin:sodium:chloride symporter activity. Gene Ontology annotation, cellular component: terminal bouton; synaptic vesicle membrane. The coding region runs from base 1 to 1560 and encodes 519 amino acids. The transcript has 15 exons. NCBI's taxonomy places the organism in Eukaryota, Metazoa, Chordata, Lepidosauria, Squamata, Eublepharidae. The record is from RefSeq and is a predicted model, not a curated record. Gene Ontology annotation, biological process: aminergic neurotransmitter loading into synaptic vesicle; transmembrane transport; xenobiotic transport.
AUGGAGUGUACCCCCUGGAUCUGGCUACAGGAGGGGAGGGAAUCCCGGAAGCUGGUGCUGCUGGUCGUCUUUGUUGCCCUGCUGGUAGACAACAUGCUGUUGACAGUUGUGGUGCCAAUUGUCCCUUCCUUCCUCUUUACCACCUACAAAAAUGCCAGUCACUCUGCUCUGCAAGGCCUGGUUCCGAUGGCGGUCUCCACAGCUGCUUCUUAUGCAGCAGUAUUCUCUCACUAUGACAAUACCACAGUACUCAUCUCUGGCUAUACUGCCAGCACGGAUGCAAACGGUGCAAGCAAGACCCAAGAAGGAAACUCAUCUCAUCUCCCCCAGGCAGCUUUGAUUCCGAGUGACAAUUGUACAGAGGGGGCUGACUUUCUGACUCAAGAGAAUGUGCGCGUUGGAUUGCUGUUUGCUUCCAAGGCUUUGAUGCAGCUCAUAGCCAACCCCUUUAUAGGACCCCUUACCAACAGGAUAGGAUACCACAUUCCCAUGUUUCUUGGGUUUGUCAUCAUGUUCCUGUCCACUCUUUUGUUUGCUUUCUCCAGUACUUAUGACUUGCUGUUUGUGGCUCGAGCACUGCAAGGCCUUGGGUCUGCCUGUUCAUCUGUUGCAGGUCUUGGGAUGCUAGCAAGUGUCUACACUGAUGACAAUGAGAGGGGAAAUGCUAUGGGAAUAGCCUUAGGUGGCUUGGCUUUGGGGGUUCUUGUUGGAGCACCCUUUGGAAGUGUGAUGUAUGAGUUUGUUGGGAAGUCGUCCCCCUUUCUGAUCUUGGCAUUCUUAGCCUUGUUGGACGGAGCUUUACAGAUGUGCAUCCUGCACCCUUCAAAGAUUUCACCGGAGAGUGCCAAAGGGACCCCGCUGCUCACCUUGCUAUGGGACCCCUACAUUCUGAUUGCCGCAGGCUCUCUCUGCUUUGCUAAUAUGGGAAUCGCUAUGCUGGAAGCCACUUUGCCCAUUUGGAUGAUGCAAACCAUGUGCUCCCCAGAGUGGCAGCUGGGGAUAGCUUUUCUGCCUGCCAGUGUAGCUUACCUGAUUGGUACCAACCUAUUUGGGAUACUGGCCAACAAAAUGGGACGGUGGCUUUGUUCACUGAUUGGAAUGGUGCUGGUGGGAAUCAGCCUCCUCUGUAUUCCCUUGGCUCAGAAUAUUUAUGGACUCAUCGGGCCCAACAGUGGGGUUGGUAUUGCUCUUGGCAUGGUGGAUUCCUCAAUGAUGCCUAUUAUGGGAUACCUGGUGGAUCUUCGGCACACCUCUGUCUAUGGCAGUGUCUAUGCCAUUGCCGAUGUGGCCUUCUGCAUGGGCUUUGCUAUCGGUCCUUCUACAGGGGGUGCUCUUGUACGAGCCAUUGGCUUCCCCUGGCUAAUGGUUGUCAUUGGGGGAAUCAACCUUUUAUAUGCCCCUCUCUGCUGGUUCCUACGGAGCCCCCCAGCCAAAGAGGAGAAGAUUGCAAUUCUUAGCGAGGAAUGCUCCAUGCAGACCAAAAGCUACGCCACUCAGAAAGUUCUCCGGGAGUUUCCACUGACUGACAUCAGCGACGAGGAAGCAGAGAGUGAAGAAUAG